CCUAAAGGUGCUGAAUAUCAUUACGGCUCUGACACAACGCCCAUCGCCAAGCGCCCAGAGCGGAUCCUGGCUUCCCUGGCUGCACCUUACUGUAGAGAUCGCCUGGAAAAAAAAAAAAAACCUAGAGGCGUGCGAAGCGGCUUGGCGGGCAGUGACUCCGACUGUGAAAGAGGGAGUUCACCAAGAGACUCUGUGUGUGUGUGUGUUGUGUGUGUGUGUGUGUGUGUGUGCGUGUGGCGCCUGCCCAGGGGAUAUGGACUCCGAUACCAGUCUGGUGUCCAGCCGCCCAUCCUCACCGGAGACGGAUGACAUCUUCCUUACAGCGCGGAGCAAGGGUAGCGGCGGCGGCGGUGGCGGUGGCUUCUCCGGGGGCACUGUCUCCUCUUCUACACCAAACGAUUGCCAGCCAGAACUAAGCGCGGAGCUUCGAAACGCCAUGGGCGCGGCGGGCGUGCACCCGGGGGACAAGCUGGGCGGCGGCUGCUUUAAGUCUUCCUCCUCCACCACCUCUUCUUCCUCUUCCACCUCAUCGUCUUCUUCGGUCGCAUCUUCUACCAAGAAAGACAAGAAGCAGAUGACAGAGCCGGAGCUACAGCAGCUUCGGCUCAAGAUCAACAGCCGGGAGCGCAAACGGAUGCACGACCUCAACAUCGCCAUGGACGGGCUUCGUGAAGUCAUGCCGUACGCGCACGGGCCCUCGGUGCGCAAGCUCUCCAAGAUCGCUACUCUUCUUCUGGCCCGCAACUACAUCCUCAUGCUUACCAACUCCUUAGAGGAAAUGAAGCGGCUGGUCAGUGAGAUCUACGGCGGCCACCACGCUGGUUUCCACCCCUCAGCCUGCGGGAGCUUGGCACAUUCGGCGCCCCUGCAAGCAGCCGCUGCGCACCCAGCAGCGGCAGCAGCGCACGCCUCCCAUCACCCCGCAGUGCAUCACCCAAUAUUGCCGCCCGCUGCGGCGGCGGCAGCUGCAGCUGCCGCAGCCGCGGCCGUCUCCAGCGCCUCCCUUCCAGGCUCUGGCCUCUCAGCGGUCAGUUCUAUCCGACCCCCGCAUGGCUUGCUUAAGUCGCCCUCGGCAUCCGUGGCCAACCCGUUGGGUAGUGGAGGGGGAGGCGGUGGCAGUUUCCAGCACUGGGGUGGGAUGCCCUGCCCGUGUAGCAUGUGUCAGGUGCCACCACCUCACCAUCACGUUUCCGGUAUGAGCACGACCAGCCUCCCCAGACUCACUUCCGACGCCAAAUGAGAUCAGCCAGAGCCAACUGAGGUUUUGGAAAGGGCCCUGAGUGGGGACGGAGAGAGUGAGGGGCAGAGUAGCUCCAGCUGUGGAACUGGAGAAAAAGGGAGAGAGGAAAAGAUGAAGGACUCUAGACUGUGAAUCUCCUAGGGACCGAAGAGACAGAGGCCCGAGUUGCAGGGGUCGGUGACCUUUUCCCUGUGGCCUUUGCCAGCCCUCCCGGACCUAAAAACAAAACAAAACACUCGUUUGAUAAGGCAAUUUAAAGAAGGCACUGGCAACUUCCACUUCUAUGUUCCCUUUCUCUUCACCGGGCAAGACACUGUUUCUUCACUGCUCAUUGAAGCUGAACAGGAUCUGACAACACUUGGCGCCGAUUUUUUUUAUUUUCUUCUCUCCCUCCCCCAGUUUCUUCUCCCCAUGGAUCAUUAGGUCAGAGACCCAGGAAAACUGAGACCGAGACGUGCUAAGAUCUGGUUGCAACAGGCAGACUCGGACACAUUCCUAAUACGAGUUCUUAGUCUCCCCCUUGUAAAGGAGAAGUUGGAAGGCGGUAUUCUGUACAGGGCAUACUUGUUCUUUCCAUUUUCAGUAAUUGUGUACACCCACAACUCACCGUGAAUCAUGGCAAUUUUUUCUUUGUUGUCGUUGUCGUUUUGUUUUGUUUUACCCAGGGUUGUUCUUGUCGUUCAUUUGAGUUUUUUGUUAUUGUUGUUGGCUUUUUAAAAAAAUGUGAAUUUUCUUUUUCAAAAGAGGAGACUUGGUAGGCAAAGUGAGAAGAGACGCUUUUGAACUGGAAGUAACCAAAAACGGCCAAUGCCUUUUUGGUGGUUCUUAAUUACAUUUUUAGAAAGGCAUUUUACUCCUCUCUUUCUACCUUUUCUGUUGCAGAUCACAAAAUGUGAAGGUGGUUUGGUUUCUUGGUUUCUUACCUGAAGUUCCACAUCCGGUAGUUUGAAAGAACUAAAAAGUUGUUGCUGUAAAUGUAGUAAUUUUUGUUUGUUUUUUUUACAAAAGUUUCUCUUGUGAAGUUGUAAAUAUAAUGUCAGAUGAUGAAAUGUGUUCUUUUUUGCCGGAGCUUUCUGUUUCUACAUGUGUGCUGUAUGAAGCUCGUGUACGUCUGAGGUUUUCUUUUAUUAAUGUUUUCUUUAGGCCACAUUUAACAAAGUUAUGACAAACUUUCAGUGUGCUUUCUAUGUCAAAACAGAACAGAACAGAAUCCACAUUACCUUGCUGUAAUACUUAGUGCUGGGCUUCUUAGCAUCUGCAAUAUAACACCAUUUUUCUUAUCGCUGCUCCCUGCAGAGAUUUUAUCAUCUGUUUUAUUUUUGUAAAAAAAAAUGCUAAAUAAUAUUUAUUACUUGUUUGGUUGCGAAAACAUAAAAUAAA
This is a messenger RNA of Phascolarctos cinereus (koala), 2620 nucleotides long. It is a transcript of the gene OLIG2, whose product is annotated as oligodendrocyte transcription factor 2. NCBI's taxonomy places the organism in Eukaryota, Metazoa, Chordata, Mammalia, Diprotodontia, Phascolarctidae. The record is from RefSeq and is a predicted model, not a curated record. Gene Ontology annotation, molecular function: E-box binding; protein dimerization activity; DNA-binding transcription factor activity, RNA polymerase II-specific. Gene Ontology annotation, biological process: positive regulation of transcription by RNA polymerase II; axon development; oligodendrocyte cell fate specification. Gene Ontology annotation, cellular component: nucleus.